Messenger RNA from Drosophila innubila, 1489 nucleotides. It is a transcript of the gene Ttc19, whose product is annotated as tetratricopeptide repeat protein 19 homolog, mitochondrial. The record is from RefSeq and is a predicted model, not a curated record. Lineage: Eukaryota; Metazoa; Arthropoda; Insecta; Diptera; Drosophilidae. Gene Ontology annotation, biological process: mitochondrial respiratory chain complex III assembly. Gene Ontology annotation, cellular component: mitochondrial inner membrane. The coding region runs from base 219 to 1337 and encodes 372 amino acids. Gene Ontology annotation, molecular function: protein binding. The transcript is spliced from 3 exons.
ACCUCCAAUUCGAAUUGAAAGUACAUAAAUUAUAAACAAUGUUUAAUUUUAUAUUACAAUUUUAUAAUUUGUUUGCUUAAUUUGUUUGGCUACACUUUAUAUAGAACCCGCCUCUUUACAACACUGAAUUGACGCAUAUUUCGUAAUUGAACAGCCUGACCAACAAAAGCAUCCAAAAAUUUGUUAAGUUUAUUGUAAAAUGCAUUGAUUACAACAAAAUGAUAGUAAAGAAUUUUAGUAAAUUCACACAAAUAUUUGCACGACUGCGAUGUGCGCGCGGUGUGAACGUCAAUUCGAAUGACUAUUCAAUCAGAGUGCAAAACAACUUGAAACUGAAUUCGGAAGGAUGUCGAUCCUUAUGUGGCCUUUAUCAAAGGCAGAAAGAGGAAGAUGAGUACCGACAACGUUCCUCGUCUCGCUCUUCGCCCCUUCCGCAUCCAAGUUUGCUGUUCACCGCUGCGUUUAGCUUUAAUUUUCUUGGUGGCAGCAACGGCGACAAGGACCAGGAAGAGACACCAGAAUCAAAAUUGGUGAAUACUAUAAAACGCUCGAUUCUCUGCAUACAAAAUGAUCAGUAUGACAAGGCCGAGCAAAUGUUGCAUCUGGCGCUUCGUAUGGCCCAAGAUAUGCAGUCAUCCAAGGGUAUUACGUAUGUGUACGAUCUAAUGGCCAACUUGGCCAUGGAACGCGAGCAAUUUAAGAAAGCAGAAAAACUAUUUGUCGACGUAAUGAGGAGAUUGAUGUCGGAUGGGCAUACAGAGGAUAGUCCCAAGAUAUUGCACAUAAGUUCGAAAAUAGCGCAUAUGUCACAGCUGCAAGGUGAAUUGGAGAAAAGCUUUCAAGGGUUCACAUGGACACUGCAUCGACUGGGCAAACUGGUAAAGAGUACGCCCGAAGACACUGAUAUACUGGAGCUAUAUGGCCUGACAAAGAAUUGGUUUGGGCAGCUGCUAAUGAAGCAAGGCAAAUACGACGAGGCAAAGAAUCUAUUCAAAGAGGCCCUUGAUAUCCUUAUUUGUGUUUAUGGCACCCUUAACGAUGCUUCAGUAACAAUUUUGAAUAACAUCAGCGUGGCUUAUGUUAAUCUUGAAAAUUAUGCGGAAGCAAAGGAAACCCUUUUACAUGCUCUAGCAGUUGCCAAGGAACUCAAGGAUGUCACACAGGAGGGCAUUAUUCAGGCCAAUCUGGGAUUAGUAUAUCUGCGAGAAGGUCUUCUCAAAGAAGCCGAAAACUUUUGCAAGCUUGCUUGGAAAACGGGUAAAAGUCAUGAGAACGCCGAUGCUAUUGAGCAGGCCGAGUAUUGUCUAAAUGAGAUUAAGUCCAGCAUGAAAGGCUAGCAAAGGUCCAAGCCAGAGAACUAUCAGAAUAUAACUUAAACAUAUAAAUUAAAUUGUUUAUUAAAUACACAGAAGACUUUCUGGAAGAGAAUUGUAUUACAUUAAUUAGUCGAUCCUGGCUUAGCGUUAUUAAAUAACUCCGUACAAAUUUA